AUGUGCGGCCGCGAGCGGGACCCACGGGCGCCUCCCCCGCGGGUGCAGGCAGGUCGCCACGACGGCGGCGAUUACCUGGCACUGAGCGAGCACCUGCGCUCCUGGACCCGGCGGACACGCGGCCCAGAUCUCGGGAACUUCCCAGAGGGCAGGUGCCGGCUGCCUCCGCAGGGGCCGGAGUACUGGGAGGGGGAGACGCGGGACAUAAAGGCCAGGGCUCAGCGGUUCCGAGAGGACGUGCUCUACCUGCUCGGCCGCUACAACCGGAGCGAGGCGGGGUCUCACACCUUCCAGAACUUGUACGGCUGCGACGUGGGGCCCGACGGGCACCUCCUCCGCGGGUACAGCCGGCACGCCUACGAUGGCGCAGAUUACCUGACCCUGAGCGAGGACCUGCGCUCCUGGACCGCGGCGGAUGAAGCUGAUGAGGUGGCUCAGAUCACCCGCAGCAAGUGGGAGGCGGGAGGCAGAGGGUUCUGCAGAAACUACUUGCAGGGCACGUGCCUGGAGUCGCUUCUCAGAUUCCUGGAAAACGGGAGGGAGACGCUGCAGCGCUCAGAUCCCCCAAGGACACAUGUGACUCACCACCCCACCUCUGAGCAUAAGGUCACCCUGAGGUGCUGGGCCCUGGGCUUCUACCCUGCGGACAUCACCCUGACCUGGCAGUGUGAUGGGGAGGAUCUGACCCAGGAGACAGAGCUGGUGGAGACCAGGCCUGGGGGAGAUGGAACCUUCCAGAAGUGGGCGGCUGUGGUGGUGCCUUCUGGAGAGGAGCAGAGAUACACGUGCCAUGUACAGCAUGAGGGACUGCUGGAGCCCCAAGUCCUGACUUGGGUGCCCCCUCCUCAGUCCUCCAUCCCCACCGUGGGCAUCAUUGCUGGCCUGGUUCUCUUUGGAGCUGUGCUCAGUGGCGCUGUGGUGGUUGCAGCUGUGAUGUGGAAAAAGAAAUACUCAGGUGGACAAGGAGGAAGCUACACUCAGGCUGCAGGCAACGACAGUUCCCAGGGCUCUGAUGUGUCUCUCUCAGCCCCUAAAGUGUGAGCCAGCUGCCUUUUGGGGACUGAGUGAUGCAGGAUUUCUUCUCAUCUUCAUUUUGUGACUUCAACAUCUGCUGCAGACAGGACAGCUGAUGAAAUUCUCUGCCAUUAAUGAAGACUCUAAAUGAAUUCGCAAUGGGGGGAGGCUGCGAGAGUGCCGUUAAGAGCAGCUCAGCCUCUCACUCUUCCAGCCCAAGCUUUUAUUAAAGACAUGAACAAAGGAACAAGAAAAUAGCACACAAUUGUGUUUGUGUUCAUACAGAUUAUUAAGUUACUGCUGGAACAAGCUUUCCUGAUUAGCAGGGAACAUGCACACAAGCCAGCCCAUCCUUAGAGAACAGGAGUCAGUUCUGGGAAGAAGUUCUGUUUGUGGAACUUCUAACAUCCUGGAACUCUGUGUGCAGAGUAAACUGGUGCUCUUCAAAUACUCCAGCUCCCUUUGGGCAGCAGACUCCCAUAAUAUCCCCCUUUUUAUUUUUAAAGCAAAGUAUAACUAGCUUUGGGCCUUCCCUGGUGGUGCAGCGGUUAAGCGCUGGGCUGCGAGGCUGCCCACAGCUUCUGCAGUGCCGGAUCAAUCCCUGCCCCAGGCGAGGGUCCCACAUGGUGCAGCAGACCUCUCCUCUGCAACAAUGUAUUGCAGCUGUGCCCGUCGUUCCUUUAGCAGUGUAUUUCGUCAGUCUGCCUGCUCUGUUCCUCACUCUGGCUCUGGUGAAUUCUCUCACCCUCCCGCACUUCUGACUGUACCCCAUGCUUGUAUAAAUA
Molecule: messenger RNA, 1799 nt
Organism: Talpa occidentalis (Iberian mole)
Lineage: Eukaryota; Metazoa; Chordata; Mammalia; Eulipotyphla; Talpidae
Product: popy Class I histocompatibility antigen, A-1 alpha chain-like
Exons: 8
Coding region: 1-1041 (346 amino acids)
Biological process (GO): antigen processing and presentation of endogenous peptide antigen via MHC class Ib; immune response; positive regulation of T cell mediated cytotoxicity
Cellular component (GO): external side of plasma membrane
Molecular function (GO): peptide antigen binding; signaling receptor binding
Source: RefSeq, a predicted model, not a curated record